Messenger RNA from Bacidia gigantensis, 1389 nucleotides. RefSeq lists its product as uncharacterized. The record is from RefSeq and is a predicted model, not a curated record. Lineage: Eukaryota; Fungi; Ascomycota; Lecanoromycetes; Lecanorales; Ramalinaceae. Bases 1 to 1389 code for a protein of 462 amino acids. The transcript has a single exon.
AUGAAUGACCCGGAAACCAAUGAGGCUCAAGAUUCCACAGGUUGCCGCCGCAGGAGUAUGCUACCGCAAUUGUCUCAGAGAAAGCCGCCCUCACGGAUCCCAAGUCCUACAAAAGCAGCCUCCGCCGCCGUCAAACAGAAUGACACAAGAAGACCUGCCAAACAUGAAUCAAUCAGCCUUACGAGACAGCACUCCACCGCCGCCAAAGCGAAGUCCUCGAUGCCACCCCCACCAGCCCCCGGGAGGCUACGCUCUUCGACAAACACUUCAACAACCUCAGCAGCGACGAGACCUUCAACGACGGCAUCAUCGCGGAGACCGAGCACAACCAAAUCCACCGUUCCGGGCUCUAACCAUUCACUUCCGCCAGCAAGAAAGCGUACAAGUUCUGUGUCUAGGACGCCAUCAGCGGCUUCAAGAGUGCCGUCCCACAAUCGAUCAACCAGUCACCAAAUCCCUUCUACCUCUCGACCAACCGCACCCUUAAACUCACAAGACGUGAGUUACGCCCGCCGGGCAUCCCUCCGCCUCAAAAAGCCCACCUUCGCAGCCUACCAACAGCACUACACACCCUCCAAAUCCACCACUCGAAAGCCCGCCCUCCCCAAUGCCAAACCCCCUUCCACGGCCUCAGACCCUUCAACCCCAGAUUCAGACCCCGUGAAAACCACCAAAUCCUCCUCCUCUCCUCCUCUCACCGCAGCUCAGACACACGAACUCCUUUACCUUCACCUCCUGCACUCCUCCGCCAUCCCAACCCUCUCCUCGUGGCAAGAUUCCGCAAAAUCACAUUUCUCGUCGCGUUUCGUGGAGCUUCAGGCUCGGCAUGUGGAGCUGGCGGCAAUAGAGAAGGAGCAGCAGGGCUUACUGAACGCGAUUGCGCUGGCGGAAUGGGGGAGUGGGGUGCCCAGUGCGGUAGUGGGGGAGCGGGUGGCAUCGUUGUCGAGGAAUGUGGCGGAGUUGGAGGGGAUGAUAGGGGAGGAGGGAAGAUUUGAGCGGGUUAGGGGCGUGUGGGAGGUUUGGUAUGAAGGGGCGGAGAGGGUACGUGGGGGAAGGGGGAUGGUGGGGGAACAGGGGAUUGGGGAGGAUGGAGGGAGGGCGGAAAUGGAUUUCGUAGAGGGGAUUGGAGAUGGGUGGAAGGCGGAGGCUAUGGUUUUGGAGAGAGAGCUGGGGUAUGUGGAGCGUGAGAUGGUGGGGUUUGAGGAGGUUAGAAAGGGAUCAGGGUUGUGGAGGCUGGUUGGGGAGGGGAGGAAGCUGGUCAGAGGGUUGUUGGAGGAGUUGGACGUUAUGCAGUGGAUUGAGGAUGCUGUGAUGAGAGAGGAGGAAGCGUGGGUGGAUGAGAUGGUGGGAGAGCUGGGGAGGGGGCUUGGUGAUGGGAUGAAAAUCUGA